Molecule: messenger RNA, 1254 nt
Organism: Papaver somniferum (opium poppy)
Lineage: Eukaryota; Viridiplantae; Streptophyta; Magnoliopsida; Ranunculales; Papaveraceae
Exons: 2
Coding region: 1-1254 (417 amino acids)
Biological process (GO): DNA integration
Molecular function (GO): RNA-DNA hybrid ribonuclease activity; nucleic acid binding
Source: RefSeq, a predicted model, not a curated record
AUGGAUGUUGAUGAAGAAUAUGGAAAUCCAAAGGAUCUACUGACAGAUCAUAAUCCAAAUAGGUGGAAAAUAUUAGUCGAUGGAUCGUCUAAUGGAGAAGGAAAUGGAAUCGGAAUUGUAUUCAUUUCACCAAAGGGGGUGCGAAUAGCUUACUCUUUCAGGUUGGAAUUCGCAUCCACAAACAAUGAAACUGAAUAUGAAGCAGUAGUCCAUGCGUUAAGAAUAGCAAUUGAAAUGCAGAUAAAAGAAGCCAGAAUAACUAGUGAUUCACAAUUGGUAAUUCGACAAAUUGAAGAUUCAUAUAGUACCAAUGAGUCAUCUUUACAAAAAUAUAAGAAGUUAGUAUUAGAAUUGGCAACACAAAUCAAAAGAGUAAGUUGGAGACACAUCGGUAUAAAAGAUAAUAGAUUCGCAUACGCAUUGGCCUUUAUUCCUUCCAUGUUAGUAGAUCCAGUGGAGCGAGAAUUGAAAAUCCAAACACUCUUCUGGCCUUCCGUAAAGAAAAAAGAAGAAGAACAAAAAGAUGUGGAUGCGAUGAUAGCAGAAAACAUUCCAUAUGAACAAAUUGAAGAAGAAGAUUGGAGAACUGAGCUUCGUUUAUACUUGGAAAAGGGAGACAUACCGAGAAACAGAUUAGAGGCUCAUAAAUUAAGAAGUUGUGCGACAAACUAUGAGUUAAGAGAUGGUAUAAAAAUUUUAAAGGCGCUACACGAUGGAGAUGCUGGAAAUCAUAGAGGAGGAAGAUCGCUAGCAUACAAAGCGAGAAUACAAGGGUAUUAUUGGGCAUAUAUGCACGAAGAUGCAAAGCAAGUGUCAAGGAGAUGUGAAGAAUGCCAGCGUCAUGGGAAAAGAAUACACGCACCAGGAGCAAUGUUAAAUAACUCGGUAUAUGCAUGGCCAUUCGGAAGGUUGGGAAUUGAUAUAGUUGGUCCAUUUAUACCAGGUACCGGACAAAGAAGGUAUCUUAUUUUCGCAACGGAUUAUUUCACAAAAUGGGCAGAAGUAAAAGCAUUACAACAUAUUCGUGAUAAAGAUAUCUUCACGUUCAUAUUUGAGAAUAUAAUCUGCAGAUUUGGCAUCCCAGCUCAGUUAGUGUCUGACAAUGGAAAACAGUUUGAAGGAGAAAACAUAGAAAUCUUACUUAAUGCAUUUAAAAUCCAGUGUGGAAAGUCUACCCCUUUAUACCCGCAGAGUAAUGGACAAGUAGAGGCAACAAACAAGACGAUCGCAGACAAUUUGAAAAAGAAGCUAUAA